AUGGAACCUAUUCAGGCAGACGCUGGUGACGGUGGCCCGGCAGGUCAAUAUGCUGCACAGACACCCGGUGCAAUGGGAGCAGACCUGGAGUCUUCGAAUGGGAUCAUAUCUUCAUCUGGAGGCCCUCUUGUGAGGGUAGACGAUCCUCCUAAAUUCGAACUGGAGUCAUACAUCGCGAACUACACUGGAAGAACUAGAUUCAACCGCCUAUAUCUUAUCGGAACCUGCUCAUCAUACCUCGCUGUCGAAGCCCUUAAAGCUGCCAUUGCAGAAGCAAAAUCCGGCAAAGAUGUUUCUCGAUACCUGCGCUCAGUCCAGGCACUAGCGGGAGCUGCACCGAAUGAGGCCGAAGCUACUAUUGAUAAAGAGUGGGCGGAACGGUCACAGAAAGUCGUCAAAGUCGAAACGGACCGAUUGGAGCAUGAGCUCAGGGGAUACAAGAAUAACUUAAUCAAAGAGAGUAUUAGGAUGGGAAACGAAGAUCUUGGACAGCAUUAUCACCAGGCUGGUGACUUGACGUCUGCAUUCAAGGCAUACUCGCGCAUGAGGGACUUUUGUACGACGUCGAGCCACGUUGCAUCAAUGCUCUUCAAGGUUAUAAGUGUGGCGAUCGAACGCGGAGACUGGUUGAGCGUACAGUCCAACGUGCACCGGCUCCGGGGCCUGGGAGCGAAGCAGGAAGAGCAAGCCAAACAUCAGCCAAAGAUAUCAACUGCUCUGGGCCUAUCGCAGUUACAUUCUGGAUCAUAUAUAGAAGCAGCAAACAGCUUCAUAUCGACAGAUCCCAGCCUAGGAGACUCGUACAAUGAGGUCUUGUCGUCCAACGAUGUUGCGGUCUAUGGUGGUCUCUGUGCCCUAGCGUCCAUGGAUCGAAAUGAACUUCAGCGCCGCGUUCUGGACAACAAUUCCUUCCGCAAUUUCUUAGAACUGGAACCUCAUAUUCGCCGCGCCAUUUCGUUCUUCUGCAACUCCAAAUUCAGACCAUGUCUUGAAAUUCUCGAGGCAUACCGCGCCGAUUACCUGCUUGACAUCCACCUCCAACGCCACGUUCAAACCUUAUACACCCGGAUCCGCACAAAGUCCAUUCAACAAUACCUCGUCCCCUUUAACUGUGUAUCGCUUGAAUCGAUGGCGAAGAUCUUCGUCCUCGGAACCCCCGCAGAACAGUCCAGCCAAACAGAAUCGAACUCAGCAUUCGUCCAGGAAUUGAUCGGCCUGAUUCAAGACGGUACACUGGACGCACGUAUCGAUUUAGAAAAGCGCGUUCUCGUUUCUAGCCAAGGUGACAAGCGCACAGAAGUGCAGGAAGCAGUCCUUGAUAGCCUCGACACCUACGUCAAAGAAGCCCAUAUCCGACUCCUACGGUCCAACACAAUACGCGCUGGCCUCGAAGUGCGUCGAUUAAACGACGAUCCUCGACCCAAGUUUGAGGAACGAGGUGGGAAGAGGGGUCACGGUACAAUCGGGAAUAUUCUACGGGCUACUGGGAUGAAGCAAUAA
Aspergillus puulaauensis is the source of this 1500-nucleotide messenger RNA. RefSeq names its product COP9 signalosome complex subunit 1. The record is from RefSeq and is a predicted model, not a curated record. NCBI's taxonomy places the organism in Eukaryota, Fungi, Ascomycota, Eurotiomycetes, Eurotiales, Aspergillaceae. The transcript has 4 exons. The coding region runs from base 1 to 1500 and encodes 499 amino acids. Gene Ontology annotation, cellular component: COP9 signalosome.